UAUCUUAUUCAAGCUGAACGCUUACUCCGAAAAGACCUGUCUGGAAACACGUGGUUUUAGAACACAAUGAAUCUGUCCCUACCAUGAAGGAGCUAUUAUCACAAAAGGGAGAUAAUAAAUGUAACAGAAAUGGAAAAAUGAAAAUAUUCACAUACAAAAGUGAACAAUCUCUAUCACUUACAUAUGUUUUCUAAGAUAAUUAGGUACCGGCCAUCUGGCCUGAUUCAGCUUUGUACAUACAGACAUGGCUGUUUGUUGCUGGACAGAAGAAUCGUAAAGCCAUUAACAUGCACAUGUCAAACACAUUCUCUACAAUUCAAACGCACAUUGUUUGGUGUAGAAAAAUCAAACUUUGGAGAUCCUACUUUCAAACCAGGGGCUGUAAAUCGUAUGAAGCGUCUCACUGAAGAACUAGUGAGUACAGAGCAGUCCUUGGAUGUCAAUGUUUUAAGAUCUGCUUUACAGAGAGAAAAUCUAUUCAACGAAGAAAUUUUCCCAUACAUUACAUUGCAAAUGGUUCAGAAAACAAGGCAAUCCUUUGAGACAGUAGAACAAAUUUUGCAGGAUCUUGAUAGAGCACAGUUUGAUAUCCCUGAACUGGUGCUUCUUUUGCAUAUCUUUGCCACUCUUCAGUGUGAGGAUCUAGUGUUUUCUACAUAUGAUCGUAUGUGUGAAAUCUCAGAUGGAGUAUUUGAUUUUGAAACUUUACUGACAGUAAUCCAGAUACUAUCUUUCACCAGUAGGUGGAGAGAGUGUUUCAAGUUGUUGGAUUUAUGUCUAAUAAUAAAGCCGAGUAUUCAGAGUGGUUUUGACUAUAUCCUUGCUGCCACAGCCCGUGCAGGAGACUUUCACACAUUCUGUGACAUUAUAGUUAAGAUGGACAAUCUAGUGAAGUUACAACAGUUUCAACCCACAUCACAGAACUUGCCAUUGUCUUUGAAUGUAUUUGUGGAGGGAUAUUUGUCAGCUGUUGAAAGAGGUGUGGAGCAUUUCACCUUUGAAAACUUGUUCUUCUUAAUGAAAAAGUACCAGUUUUUUGUGAAAGAAGAAAAUAUUGCGUCAAUUCUUACACAACUAGAAAGGUCUGGGUUUUCAUCUCAUAUUGGAGAUUUGCAAGAUUUUUUACCAGAAGACCCUUAUAUUAAGAGAUGGAAUCAUGUGCCAAUGUGUGAGGUUUGUGGCUCAGCUUUGAACAGACAAGAACUGACAAAUGAAGAGUUUGAGGAGCUGUGUCAUGCUUACUUCUCUCAAAGUAAUACCAAUGUUUAUCUCAAGAACAAUCCCUCAGAGACAAAAAAGCUGAAACAAGUCAUUCAUAGCUUGGGUCCAUUUGAUGUGGUUAUCGACCAUCUAAACACGUGUUUUAGAGGAGGACAGUUUGACCCUCAACAUAGUUUAUCGAUUGUAAAACAACUGAAAAACAGAGGAUUGAGCUGUCUUUUGAUAACGAGGGCGAGAUAUUUCAAAAGUCUUAAGCCUUACCUGAAGACAGAACUGGAAGAAUAUGCAACCAUAUUUAUUUCUAAAUCAGAAUCACUUGAUGACUUGAUUGUGUUAGAUGCCACUUUCUUUAGUGGAAUCAACACUAUGCUGCUGAGUAAUGACAAGUUCUCUGAUCAUGCAAGCCUCCUUGGAACCGGAAUGCAUUUAUUGUUUCAAAGAUGGCAAAGAUGUAGACAGAUCCUUAGAAGUCAGACAGCCCCACUAUCAACAGUAGAGCUAUUUUUUCCUCAAAGUCCGGAUACCUUUGUACAGGAAUCUGAAAAUGGAUGGCAUAUCCCUUUUGGACAAAAAACAUUUCAUUUUCAGGACAAGAAAGUCUUAUGUGUGAGAAGAAAAAGAGUCUGAUUGUCCCAUUUAAAACUAUUACAUUUGCUUUAUAAAGCAAGAAUAUCCCAAAUUGGAUCAAAAGAAAGAACAUUGUUAUUAUGUAAAGAACUUUCAACACUGACAUGGUACUAUUUAGAGUAUUUUAUUUCACCACUACAUUCACCAGUUAGUACACACAACUUGCAGUAAGUCCACCUUUCAGACCAUGCUGAUGUAGUGAUCAUUGCCUGAAGCUUACUGGUACUGACAGGUAUUAAUACAGCUGUACUGGAACAAUACAUUUUACAGAAUGAAGCCUCCAUCAUUUGUACACAUUCUUUCAAAAAAUAUCAAAGAGGCUUAAGAGUUGGCAGACCAGUUGAAUCCAUUAACUCAUGUCUAUUACCAGGUUAUCUCACUUAACUAGGCACAUAUCUUGGUAAUAAAGAUUUGUGUAUUCUAGAUCUAGUUGACCAGGAUAAGGAACCAGUCCUUGGUAUUCCUGUCUAAAUAUUGCAGUAUCAACAUAUCGAGGAUUUCUUCCCAUUAUCACACAAGCUCGAGCUAAAAGAUAAAUAUCAAUAUUUGAAAUUUUGUACUUGUGAACUAUGUAAGUCAGUAUUGAGUUAACAUGCCAGUAAAUAUACGGUUUUUACACA
Messenger RNA from Ylistrum balloti, 2468 nucleotides. RefSeq names its product mitochondrial ribonuclease P catalytic subunit-like. Gene Ontology annotation, biological process: tRNA 5'-leader removal; mitochondrial tRNA 5'-end processing. Gene Ontology annotation, cellular component: mitochondrial ribonuclease P complex. The transcript is spliced from 8 exons. NCBI's taxonomy places the organism in Eukaryota, Metazoa, Mollusca, Bivalvia, Pectinida, Pectinidae. The record is from RefSeq and is a predicted model, not a curated record. Gene Ontology annotation, molecular function: ribonuclease P activity. The coding region runs from base 184 to 1848 and encodes 554 amino acids.